GCCAUGGUUUCCUGGAGUGAGGAUGAUGACAGCAGUGAAGGUGAGCACGGCAGGUAUUACCAGUACGCCACCUCAGGUUCAGACGACGGCAUCGUGAAGAUCCCUGCUACCACGGAUGACUCCGAAUUCGAGGGCAAUGAUUAUGUUUUGUGCCAUGAACACCGGAAGCGAGCAGAAAGACUUGUUGCUUUCGAGGGCAUCCAUACUGGCAGGAGGUUCCUUGCUUGUGCUGUGAAGGUAUGUGUCAAAUUUCUGCUAAUUAGCUGCUGUGGGCAUCCAUAUUGGUCAUUGUUUAGUACUGAUUUUGGUAGUUAG
This is a messenger RNA of Aegilops tauschii subsp. strangulata, 315 nucleotides long. RefSeq lists its product as uncharacterized. Lineage: Eukaryota; Viridiplantae; Streptophyta; Magnoliopsida; Poales; Poaceae. The record is from RefSeq and is a predicted model, not a curated record.